This is a messenger RNA of Frieseomelitta varia, 1580 nucleotides long. RefSeq names its product tumor susceptibility gene 101 protein (gene TSG101). The transcript is spliced from 9 exons. Gene Ontology annotation, cellular component: ESCRT I complex. NCBI's taxonomy places the organism in Eukaryota, Metazoa, Arthropoda, Insecta, Hymenoptera, Apidae. Bases 218 to 1477 code for a protein of 419 amino acids. Gene Ontology annotation, molecular function: ubiquitin binding. The record is from RefSeq and is a predicted model, not a curated record. Gene Ontology annotation, biological process: protein transport; protein modification process; endosome to lysosome transport.
AAUCUCCUUUCAAUAACUUUUUGUGUUCCUUGAUUUAAAGUGAUAGUGAAUUAUGGUAUUACAAUUAUUAAGAUAUUUUAAGUGACAAACGAAUGAAUUUACUUAGUUUAUUUAAUUGCAAAUUAAAGAAAUUUUAGCAAUAGAAUAUAGUCGAACAUAACGUUUGAUUAUAUACAUACAUGAAAGAUUGACAGUGAUUUCUAACAUACGAGGUUAAAUGGUAAAGAUGACAUCUGUAGAUGAGGGGAAAAUAAAACAAAGUCUAUCGAAAUAUCAAAAUGCUGAUAUCACUAAAAAACAUGUCAUGAAAGUUUUGAAUCUUUAUAAGGGUCUAAAAUACAAUGUAGAACCAUUUGUAUUUAACGAUGGAUCACAUAAAGAAUUGUUUAAUUUACAAGGAACAAUACCUGUAUCUUAUAAAGGUACUUAUUACAACAUUCCAAUAUGUAUAUGGCUGAUGGACACACACCCUAAUAAUGCACCUAUGUGCUAUGUUAAGCCUACUGCUGACAUGAAUAUUAAAGUGAGCAUGUUUGUUGAUCACAAUGGAAAGAUUUAUUUACCAUACCUUCAUGAUUGGUUACCACAUUCAUCUGAUUUACUUAGCCUAAUUCAAAUAAUGAUUGUAACAUUUGGAGAACAACCACCUGUUUAUGCUAAACCACGGAGUAUACAAACAAAUUCUAUACCUUAUCCAGUACAACCUUUCAUGCCUGUACCUGCAAGUGGAACACAUAUUCCUGGUACUAAUUUUCCACCAUAUCCACAAAACUCACAGUAUGCAGGUGGAAGUAAUAUUUAUCCUCCAUAUAUGUCUACAACAUCUUCUGGAUUUCCAUAUCAAGGCUCAUACAGUUCAUAUGGAGGAAGUACAUCAAAUUAUCCAUCUCAAGGAUGUACUGGCUCUUUUCCAUACCCUCCAUCAACACAACCAUCUCCAACAGUACCUGCUACUGCUGGUGCAUCAGGUACAAUUACUGAAGAACAUAUUAGAGCAUCUUUGUUGUCAGCAGUAGAAGACAAAUUAAGACGAAGACUUAAAGAACAGUUCUCACAGUUGUUAGCUGAGCUAGAAACGUUACGUCGAACGCAACAAGAACUUUCAAGCGGAUCUGAUCACCUUAGCGAAUUGUUCAGUAAAUUAAAGAGGGAGCAAACUGAACUUGAAAAAAAUAUAACUAUACUCCAAGAUAAAGAAGCUGAAUUGGAAAAAGAAAUUGCAAAACUUUCUGACAAUCAGUCUAUAGACGUUGAUGAAGCUGUGACAACGAUCGCACCACUUUACAAACAAAUGUUAAACGCAUAUGCGGAAGAAGCAGCAACGGAAGAUGCUAUAUAUUACUUGGGUGAAGCUUUACGUUGUGGUAUCAUAGAUUUAGAUGCAUUUUUAAAACAAGUACGACAACUUUCACGCAGACAAUUCAUGCUAAGAGCACUUAUGCAACGCUGUCGCCAAAAAGCAGGAUUGGCUGGUUAAUCAUUUUACUCAAUUUUUAUAAAGUUGCUCCAUUUAAUAUUUUAUUUUAUUACAAACGAUAUAUGCAAGACGAACUAUGUAAAUUCCACAAUAAUAGAGAUAU